Messenger RNA from Dioszegia hungarica, 4524 nucleotides. Its product is annotated as P-loop containing nucleoside triphosphate hydrolase protein. The transcript is spliced from 7 exons. The coding region runs from base 1 to 4524 and encodes 1507 amino acids. Gene Ontology annotation, molecular function: ABC-type transporter activity; ATP binding; ATP hydrolysis activity. Lineage: Eukaryota; Fungi; Basidiomycota; Tremellomycetes; Tremellales; Bulleribasidiaceae. The record is from RefSeq and is a predicted model, not a curated record. Gene Ontology annotation, biological process: transmembrane transport. Gene Ontology annotation, cellular component: membrane.
AUGCCGGGUUACUACUUUGGCGGGAUGGGACAGGAUCGGGGAGACUACAAGGAGGAGCUAGAUUUCGGUGGCGACCUGGAGGAACCGGCCUAUAUUUCGGAGAAGAGGCGGUCGCUGUACCCACAAUCUAUGGUCAUACCCAUAUCCACCAUCCAUGACCAUCCGGACCUCUUUCCCGUCGAUACCCCGGCGGCUCCCCCUAUCACACCGCUACGCUCCGGAACCCCUCCCGUCGUGCCCCACUUUCGAGCUCUCUUCUCCCUCUCGUCCCGCCGCGACUUAAUCCUCAUCCUCGUUCCCGGUAUCGUCCUCGCCAUCGCUUCGUCGCUUACUCCUCCCUUCAUGUCCCAGACCAUCGGUGACGCGUUCCAAAUCAUGGCCGCUUACCCACUCCUCACCGGAACGGCGACUCAAGCGCAGCGAGAUGCGCUCUUGAGCGGCGUCAGAGACAAGACGGUGCUCCUGGCUGCGGCAGGAUUGUAUGCGGUGGUCAUCAAUUAUGCGAAGACCGUGGUCUGGCAAUGGCACGGGGAGACGAUCGCGGGGCGGCUGAGACAGAAGGUAUUUGAAGGGGUGCAGGUCAAGCGGAUGGAGUGGUUUGACCUGGGGAUGGGGAUGAGGGAAGAUGAUCUGGCAGAGGGCGAGUCGAUCGGCGCAGGAGGAUUGAUGGCCAAGUUCACCAAGGAAACGGAUGAUGUUCGGACUGGGACAUCCCAGAUGAUGGGCAACUUCUUCCAAUACUUCUUCGCCUUCAUCUUUUGUUUCGGUCUCGCCCUCUACCGCGCUCCAGUCCUCGCGCUUGUAUCCCUCUCCACCAUCCCCCUCGUCAUCAUCCUCCAAAUCGCUACCCAAAUCUUUGCCGGUCCUCUCUACGCAGGUGAACGCCGCGCGUUCGCCGAAGCAUCCACGGACGUCGAGCGGUCGACCAACGCCAUUGCUACGGUCAAGGCGCACAACGCCCAAGGCGCCGAGUCGGCGAGAUUCGACCGGAUCGUGGAGCGCGUCAAGGCGAUUCUGGUCAAGCAGGCGUUGCUAUGGGGGUUCAGUCUGUCGAUGACGGACUUCCUCAUCAUGGGUACCUUUGUCUCGGGCUUCUGGUACGGCGCCAAGGUGGUCCGAGACGGCACAACCUCGAGCGGAUCGGUCAUGACCGUCUUUUGGGCGGCCCUCCUCGCCGCGUCGUAUCUCCAGCAGACCGUCCCCUGCUUGACCCUCUUGACCAAGGCGAAGAUGUCCAUGGCGUCCCUUCUCACCGUCGUCCAGGACUAUCCCGCUCGGAAACGCCCCACCAGCGCCUUCUCACCCGCCACCACGCCCACCCAUCCCUCCUUUACGGCCAAGUCCCGCCCUACCAGUAUGGCCAAGAUCCGCCCUCAGCGGUGUCAUGGCGAGUUCAACCUACGCUCCAUCUCCUUUGCAUACCCCUCCCGCCCAGACAGCCUCGUCCUGCGGGACAUCACUCUCUUUAUCCCUCCUGGCGAAACCACCUUUGUUGUCGGCGGGUCCGGAUCCGGUAAAUCCACCAUCGCUCAGCUCCUUCUCCGCCUGUACGACCCGGAGGGAGGCGAUAUCACGCUCGACAAUCAGUCUUUCGCCUACCUUGACGAAAGCUAUACCGGGGAACACAUCGCGGCGGUCCAACAAGGGUGUAUCCUGUUUGACAUGUCGGUGCAUGACAACGUCUCGCUGGGACUGGCGGGUGCGGCAGUGAGCGGGAAGGGGGAAGUGAAGCGGCCAAAAGAUGUGACCAGGCAAGAGGUGGUACAGGCCUGUCGGACGGCGAUGAUCCAUGACUUCAUCAUGUCGUUGCCGGAGGGGUAUGAGACCAAGCUCGGGACGGGCGGGAGUAGCCUGAGUGGUGGUCAGCGUCAGAGGAUGGCAAUAGCGCGAGCAGUCAUCAGGGAUCCUACGGUGCUCAUACUGGAUGAGGCUACAUCCGCUCUCGACGCCUCCUCCCGGGUUGCCGUCUUUGAAAACAUCAAAGCAUGGCGCCGAAACCGGACCACCAUCGUCAUCACGCACGAUCUGUCCCAGAUUGUCUCGGAUGACUUUGUGUACGUCAUGAAGGACGGGAUCGUUGCUGAGCAGGGGUUCCGCUCGGACCUCAUGCGCCAGACGCCCAUGCACGGUGCCGAGCUGGGGACAUUUGCGGGUAUGGCGGCUGAGCAGGCGAUCGAGCCUUUGCCGCCAAAGGUGCUCGAUGAGGAUAUGGACGAGGGGAUGGCGGAGGAGAUUCUGGAGUACGAGGAGCGAAUGACAUCUCGCCCCGGUAGUGUCAUGCGGGCGGGCACACCGAGUCUGCUCGGCCGGCCGCAGAGUCUCGCGUACUUUGACAUCUUGGACGAGUACUCGCGAGGGGCGCGUUUCUCGACGCUGGACCGGGGAACAAAGCGGAUGUCGACGGCGCCUCGGCCCCGGCCAAUGUCGACUGCUCAGAAGCGCCUUUCUUGGGCGCCAGAGGAGCUCCAUCGGCCAGGCAGUCGGACGUCCCUGGUCUAUGCCCAAGGCGGCAGUGUCGUUGGAAGUCGGGCGAGCUUCAUGCCUCCUUCCAGGCCCGGCAGCCGGAUGAGCCGGCAAGGCAGCUUCGAGGGGACGCCAUACUCUACCGCGCGGAAGAGUAUGGUCCAUACAUCUCCGGCAGUCCGGGCGAGUCAACGCUACACUACCUGGAUGCAGAAGCCGCCUUCCUCUUCUGAUCUCGACAAGGACGUCAAGUAUUCGCCAGACCUCGACAUCGUCACUACCCUCCCCAGCGAUAUGGUGGAUCACGAGCAAGACCACCUCGGACCCACGCCCGGUAUAUUCCGUAUCCUCAUCUCCAACCUCCCCCUCAUGCCCCGCAAGUGGCUCUUCGUCCUCGGUCUCCUCGGCUCGCUCGCACACGGUGUCUCCACCCCCAUCUGGUCGAGCUACCUCACGAAACUGAUGCAAAUCGUCGCUGGUGGCGGUAUCGACCCAUCCCUCACGACUACGGCCCUCACCGUACUCGCCAUCUCGGCCGCUCAGGCCUUGGCCAACUAUGCCCAAGUCGCGGCCCUCCAGUCUGUCUCUGCACACUGGAGCGCCAAUAUCCGGUCGGCGGCGUACGCCCGAGUCCUGGCGCAAGACAAGGCGUUCUUUGAUCUGCCGUACAACUCGCCCUCGCAGCUCGUCCAGCACCUCAUCAAGGAUGCGGACGACAUGCGCAUGCUCGUCUCGCAGAUAGCGGGCAAGUUUGUCGUGUUCGUCAGCAUGAUCAGCCUCGGUCUGAUCUGGGCGAUGGUGGUACAGUGGAAGUUGACGCUGGUGGGGCUGGCAAUCGCGCCGGUGUACGGCGGGAUUGUGGUGGUGAAUGAGAUAUUGGUGGGGAGGGCAGAGUCGACCAACAAGUUGACGAGGGAUAGGGUGGCUAAGCUGUUCUACGAGAGCGUAUCCAGCAUCCGGGGCAUUCGAGCGAUGGGUCUCGAAAGCGUCUUCCGCGAGAAGUUUGCAGAGCAGGCGAUGGCCGCCGAGCAGACCGGGAAGAAGACGGGCUGCUCUGCUUUCCCCGGUGUUUCAUCGAGGCUCCCAGCUGACAGCUCAGCUCUGCUCAACUUUGUCGGUUGCCUCUUCAUGCUCAGCAAUAUCAUGAACUACUCGGACAUGUUGAUGGUCUUCAACCUUGUUCUCUUCUCCCUCACUUUCGGUAGCCAGGCUUUGGACUUCAUCCCCAUGAUGGCCAAAGUCAAAGUAGCCGCUCGAGACUUCAACCGGCUCUACAACCUCUCUAUCACUACCACCACCGAAUCAUCCGGCUCGCUCCGCUUCCCCAUCUCCGGCUCUCUCCAAUUUGACUCUGUUUCCUUCACCUACCCCUCCCGCCCCGACGUCCGCGUCCUCCAGGGCAUAUCUUUCCGCCUCGACCCCGGAGAAUGCGUCGCCAUCGUCGGUCCAUCUGGCUCUGGCAAGUCCACCAUCGCUGCCCUCCUGCAACGGCUAUACGAGCCCACCGCCGGCCAGAUUCGGAUGGACCGCCAUGAUCUCGCAUCGGCAGAUAUCAAAUGGCUUCGAAACCAUGUUGCCGUCGUCUCUCAAUCGGCCAACCUGUUCGACUCGUCCGUCUCGGACAAUAUCGCGUACGGGCUCGAGAUACCCAUUGGCGAGAUCCACCGGGCGGCCAAGGCGGCAAACAUACACGACUUUAUCAUGUCCCUCCCAGAGGGGUAUGAUACGAAUCUCGGGGAGAAUGCGAGUCUGAUCUCGGGCGGCCAGGCGCAGAGAUUGCAAAUUGCCAGGGCGCUCGUGAGGAGGAGCAGUAUGCUCAUCUUGGAUGAAGCGACGAGUGCGCUGGAUGUAGAUAAUCAGCGGGCGAUCUUGGAUACCAUCGUCAAGAUCAAGGACACCCGUACGACUAUCUUCAUCACGCACUCGGUGGAAGCCAUGAAGCGAUGCGACCGUAUCAUCUGCCUCGAUGAUGGCCGGGUCGCGGAGGAUGGGCCGUUCGAGGAGCUCGUAGCGAAGGGAGGGGUGUUUGCGCAGUUGAUGAAGAUGGGCGAGUGGGAGUAG